AGACCACAGAGAGGACUACUACUACUGAUAUUAGUACUAGCACUGCUGAUACUGCAGUACUGUCAGUAAUAAUCCUGCAGUGGAAGCUGAAGAGUUGGAGCCAACACAAACAUCUGCUGCUGCUGUGGAGUGAGAGAAGAAGAAGAAGAAUGAAGUGGCUCGCUGGGACUCUUCUACUCUUCGGCUGCCUGCUGCCACCCGUCUGCAGCGUCUCGCCUCCUCCUCCUCAACCUACAGAUGAAUGUCCCAUCAUGUCCAUUCGUCUGAGGACCUUCCGGCUCCGGCCUACCUGUAAUGGGACGACUCUGAAGGAGAAGCAACUGAAGGAGAUCCAGGCUCCAACCACCAACCUGUACCUGCCCAUCCUCUACCUUCUCGCCUUUGUGGUCGGUCUGCCCUCCAAUCUGCUGGCUCUCUGGGUUCUGGUGUUCCGGACCAAACCCCUGCCGUCCAUCGCGCUGCUCAUCAAUCUGACGGUGGUCGACUGCCUGCUGCUGAUGGCGCUGCCAUUUCGGAUCGUCUACCACUUCAAGGGGAACCACUGGGAGCUCGGCGAGCCCUUCUGCCGCCUCGUUAUGGCGAUCUUUUAUGGCAACAUGUACGGCUCUAUGUGGUGUCUGGCCUUUGUGGCUCUGGACCGAUACAUUGCUUUGGUCCACCCGUUUAGUGCCAGAACUCUGCGCAGCCAGUGGGUAUCUCUGGGCAUGUCAGCGGUGGUGUGGACGGUGGUACUAGCCGCCAUGCUGCCGCUGCUUGUGUCACAGCAGACCUACAAUGUGAGCACACUGCAGAUCACCACCUGCCAUGACGCGCUCCCAGAGAAAGAGCAGGAGAACUACUUCCUGCCAUAUUUUGCCACCCUGUUUGCCAUUUGCUUCCUGCUGCCCUUCGCCAUCGUCCUGUACUGCCACAGCGCCGUGCUGCGCACGCUGCUGGCUGAGAGGAAACGCUACAUUCACGCUAUCCGGGUGACGGUGCUGGUGCUGCUGGUCUUCAUAGUGUGUCUGCUGCCUAGCAACAUCCUCCUCCUCCUCACCUACGCUGACGGCUCGCUGGACGGCGACAGCGAGGACCUCUAUGUGCCCUACAUGGUGAGCUUGGCGGUGAGCACCUUCAACAGCUGCAUCGACCCCUUCAUCUUCUACUACGUGUCCACAGAGUUCAGGCACAAGGCCAAGAGCGCAGUGUGCUGCCACAGUGGCUCUGGGGAUAAAACAUACUCUGUGGGAAACAUCGUGCCAGCUUCAUCAUCGGGCCCAAGGUCAAAGGUCACCCUGCUGUCCAUGUCCAUCCAGCAGGGGACAUCUGAGAUGCCGUGCAGCUCUCAAAAGGACAAAGUAACGGUCACCUGACGGCUGGCCCAGCAAAAAUGUUGGAGUGCUCCUUUAAACAGAGAGCUGCUGAUAUGAAGGCUGUAUUGAUCUCAGAUGUCCUGUUGCUGAUGUCACAAGUUUCUUUAGAUUUGAACCAACAUAAAGAAAAUGUGACGCUUCAGUGUGACCCCCCCUCAUGCAGACGCUUCAGUCAUUCGUUGGUACUCAUGAUGUCAUUCUUCUGACUCGUCCCUCUACCUGCAUAAACACACUCACCUGUUCCUAAUGAUGGCAACAGGAAAGGAGGCACAAAUUAAAUUAUAAGUACUUUCAAAUAGUAAUUUUGGGGUAUUUUAGAGUGUAUUCCUCAUUAUUUUAUAAAUAAAUAUAAAUCAGUUAUUGCGUUUAAAGGUGGGGAUAUUUUCCAGAGGGAGGGGCUUUGGUGUGAAACCUGAAUGAAAAGGU
Molecule: messenger RNA, 1778 nt
Organism: Archocentrus centrarchus (flier cichlid)
Lineage: Eukaryota; Metazoa; Chordata; Actinopteri; Cichliformes; Cichlidae
Product: proteinase-activated receptor 4
Exons: 2
Coding region: 150-1352 (400 amino acids)
Biological process (GO): thrombin-activated receptor signaling pathway; phospholipase C-activating G protein-coupled receptor signaling pathway; blood coagulation
Cellular component (GO): plasma membrane
Molecular function (GO): thrombin-activated receptor activity
Source: RefSeq, a predicted model, not a curated record